AUGUGGCUUUAUCGGGGCGUCCAGUCGGCCGUCUUCUACUACGCUACCUGCACCCCUUGUGCGAACUCAGUCGACCGUCGAAAACGCAUGAAAGAUGCCGCCCGAUCGCGCCGCGAGAACGCCAAGAUCGACGCCGUCGUGACCGACCAACCCCGACCCUUUGCCCAGCCGACCGCAUUUAGCACUAACCAAGGGUGGAAUGAGGAAAUCGCCCUGGGCCCCGGACCCCCGCCGCGAAGGCAUCGCAACAACCAUCGUCGGACGGAUAGUUGGAAUACCGAUGCACGAUCCCUGGAUGCCUCCGAGUUGGAGCUCGAAGGGCUGCAGAAGAAGGACAAGAGCGUGCUCAAGCACCAGCUCGGCGAUCGGUGGAAUCGGAUGCGGUAUCAACGGGAGGACGAACCGCUGUGGGGUGAAGAGGUGGAGGUAAAGGGUUCGUCGGUCGGACUCUCCGGUCGGGGCAGGGCGGACGAGGACUCGAAUAGUAAAUACUACAUCGCUCGGGUGCCUCCUGUCAACGACCUGCACCCGCCGAUCGUCAGUGGGCCUAAGAGCAAGGCGGAAACGCGAUGGAUGCUGCAACCUCCGCCGAGUGCCAAGGUUAUGGCUGGCAAGGAGCGGUUCAGUUCUUCCAGCAGCAGCCCGACUGAAGCCACCCGGCGAACCAUCCCCGAGAAGAAUGCCACCGGACCUACAUCUUCACCGCAAGAAACAUCCCACCGUUCCUCUCGCGCCCCUGAACGAAAACCUAAGCCUUCGAUCCGCGUCACUCCCAGUGGCUAUCGCAGUCGGGAACCUGCUGGUCCCGACAGUCGUGUCCCUCAACUCCUGCCCUCGGCCUCCGUGUACGGCCGCGAUGAAUCGAAAUUCGUCAUCCCUGAGUCCCUUCAUUCCCGAUCAGAUUCCUCGUCACCUCCUUCUCCGACCGACUCCUCCCCUGGUGUCUCCUUACACUCUCCCGAUACCCCCGUUUCCCGGCCAGUCUCCAAGCGCAUGAACGAUGGCGAUAAAGUGCACCACCCGCAGAUCUCCAAAACUCUUUCCACCUUACAGCGGGAUACCAACAAGGUCCAGUGUAUCCAUGUGGAAAUCAACGACCCUCACGACGACGUCGCAGUAGGCCACUUCGAACAGAUCCGGCCGUGGCGUUGGAGCAUGGAUAUCUAG
This is a messenger RNA of Aspergillus campestris IBT 28561, 1167 nucleotides long. RefSeq lists its product as uncharacterized. The record is from RefSeq and is a predicted model, not a curated record. The transcript has a single exon. NCBI's taxonomy places the organism in Eukaryota, Fungi, Ascomycota, Eurotiomycetes, Eurotiales, Aspergillaceae. Bases 1 to 1167 code for a protein of 388 amino acids.